Stegastes partitus (bicolor damselfish) is the source of this 2436-nucleotide messenger RNA. RefSeq names its product amyloid beta (A4) precursor protein-binding, family B, member 1 interacting protein (gene apbb1ip). Gene Ontology annotation, cellular component: plasma membrane; cytosol. The transcript has 14 exons. Gene Ontology annotation, biological process: signal transduction. The coding region runs from base 253 to 2304 and encodes 683 amino acids. The record is from RefSeq and is a predicted model, not a curated record. NCBI's taxonomy places the organism in Eukaryota, Metazoa, Chordata, Actinopteri, Pomacentridae.
AGCUCUCAACAGGAAUGUAGUGACAGGUCUAGACCUGAACUUCCGCAUUAAGCAGGAAGAAGUCAACAGUCAGAGAGCCAGAUGCAAUCCACAUCAACACACCCAAAUCUGCCUGCCUAUGACUGCUUUUGUUGUUUUUUUGUUUCUGUGGUGUUGAACUUCGUUAGAGAAUAAUACUCCGAGGUGGAACUGAUGUCCAUGAAGCUGUUAUCUUGAAAUUUUGAAAAGAAAAGGAUUAAUACAUUUGAAAAGAUGGAUGACAUUGACGCCAUGUUCAGUGACCUGCUGGGGGAGAUGGACCUCCUCACUCAGAGUCUCGGUCAGGAAACUGUGCCUCCUGCGCCUCUCCCCAGCACCGAGAACGAAGCCAACUUCUCCAUCGGCUUCACUGACCUCAAUGAGUCCCUACAUGAACUUGAGGACAAUGAUUUGGACGCGCUCAUGGCCGAUCUGGUGGCCGACCUCAACGCAACGGAAGAGAAACUCGCGGCUGAGAUCGAAGGCCUGAAGGUGCCCCCAUCGGACCAGACGCUGCCGCCGCCGCCCACAGACCUGAGCUCGCGACCUGCCUCCUCGCUUAUCUCACCAACAUCACCCGCAAGCAGCGGCAGCAACGUCAGCACCCCUUCCUCCUCCGCCACCUCCCCUUUACCGCCGCCUCAGUCUAAGAAGCCUACAAAGGAGGAAAUCGAGGCGCAGAUGAAGGCAGACAAAAUCAAACUUGCUCUUGAGAAGCUGAAGGAAGCCAAAGUGAAAAAGUUGGUGGUGAAAGUUCUGAUGAACGAUGGCUGCUCCAAAACCCUGAUGGUGGACGAAAGACAAAACGUCCGGGAAGUUCUGGACAACAUGUUUGAGAAAACUCACUGUGACUGUAACGUGGACUGGAGUCUGUGCGAGACCAACCCUGAACUGCAACUUGAACGGACGUUUGAAGACCACGAGAACCUUGUGGAGCCGCUCUUAGCGUGGACGCGGGACAGCGAGAACAAAAUCCUCUUUCAAGAAAGGGGGGAAAAAUAUGAGGUUUUCAAAAACCCACAGAACUUUUAUCUAUGGAAGAAGGAUAAGAAAGCUCUCAAAGACAUUAAAGACAAAGACAAGGAAAUAUUGAUACAGGAGAACUUCUGCGGGACUUCCAUCAUCGUGCCUGAUCUCGAGGGGGUGCUGUACCUCAAAGAAGACGGCAAGAAGUCCUGGAAGCAGCGGCUCUUCCAGCUGAGGGCCUCAGGAAUUUAUUACGUGCCCAAAGGGAAGACCAAGUCAUCCCGAGACCUCGUCUGCUUUGUCCAGUUCGACAACGUAAAUGUCUACUAUGGCAAAGACUUUAAGGGCAAAUACAAGGCCCCGACUGACUUCUGCUUUGUUCUCAAGCAUCCUCAGAUCCAGAAAGAGUCUCAGUACAUCAAGUACCUGUGCAGUGAUGACGCUUGGAGCAUGAACCUUUGGGUGACCGGAAUACGCAUCGCAAAGUACGGCGCUUCGCUGUAUGAAAACUUUAAAACAGCAGAGAAGAAGGCGGCUGUGAGCGCGGUGUGGACGAACCGCAGCACUCCAUCGAGCUCCAAUCCAUCAACGCCCUCACCCACCAUCAAAGCUAAAUCACCGAGCCAGGCCAACGGUCAUGCUCCAAAGCCCCAACCGGGACCCGUUUCUCAGGACUUUGGAAACGUCCCACCUCCACCUCCUCCUCCACUGGGUGACAUCCUUCCUCCACCUCCUCCAGACCCCACCCUCCCUCCUCCACCGCCUCCUUUGGCUGCCAAGAGCUCCUUCAAGCGACAACUGCCGAGCAACUUCCCUCCACCUCCAUCUGCAAUGGACAACCUCCCCCCUCCACCACCGCCCCCGCCCAUGGACGACUCCCUUGAGGCCCCGCCAGACUUCCUCCCACCUCCUCCUCCAGCCGCCGGCUUCGGUUCACUGCCUCCUCCACCACCAUCGAUGGUGAACUCUCUACCACCGCCGCCUCCAGCGGCUAGUUUCGGGGGCAUGGACCUUCCUCCUCCGCCACCAGAUCCAGGGUUUUUACCACCACCACCACCUCCGUCUCAGCCAGCGUUCACAGGAGCUGGGGCACCCCCGCCUCCACCUCCACCACCACCUCCACCCCCUGGACCCGCAGCCACCCCACGAAUAGCCGUGCGGCCCGCGGGGUCCCUGAAGAAGGUUCCUCCUGCUCCACCAAAGAGGACUACACCAGCGCUGCACGGAGGAGGUGGAGGUGGUGGAGGUGGAGGAGGAGGAGGUGGAGACUUCAUGUCAGAACUGAUGCGCGCCAUGCAGAAAAAGCGUCCGGAUCAAUAGUCAAUCAUCAAUAUGUGGAUUAUAAAUAUAAUGAGAACUUAAUCAGCCUUUUCUGUAAGAAAAAGCAAGUGGAGAUUUUAUCUUUAAAGACAUUCAUCAGUGUAUCCAUAUUUUACAAACCAGAAGACAGAA